Molecule: messenger RNA, 1828 nt
Organism: Cladophialophora immunda
Lineage: Eukaryota; Fungi; Ascomycota; Eurotiomycetes; Chaetothyriales; Herpotrichiellaceae
Exons: 2
Coding region: 176-1417 (413 amino acids)
Source: RefSeq, a predicted model, not a curated record
AUAUGACCCAGUGGCUUCAGCAUAGACUUCCUCUUGAAUCAUUGUUGAUAGUUUGGUACUCUCAUCCUUCGGUCCCGGCUCUUAAUCCUAUUCUUUUCUUCUGGAGGCAUAAGCCCCUUGGCCUUGCCUGAACACUAUUCUUACCUGGACUGGAAACUGCCUGUCUGCAGACGCCAUGGCAAUGGAAUAUAUCAAUUACAUCAAGGCCAAGGCCCAUCUUGUGACGGCACGCAAGUCAGAAGCACCGGUGCUAUCCGAGGAGGAUGAGAAGUUUCUGGAUCGUAUUACAUCUCAAGAAAACCCUCCUCCACUCCCAGCCCGGCCUGGCGUGCUGGCAGAAGGCAAGGAUGCCCAGAUCGCGCUUAUGGACGGGGCCCAGAACAUUCCUCUGCCUCCCGAGACUCCAAAUGAACUCACUGAAGAGCCUGCAAUGAUCCAAGAAGUCGCGAAGGGCACCUCAGAGAAUACUCCAUCCAAAACCAAGGCCACCUGGAGCUGGCUCAGACGUGACAGUCGGGACGUCAAACGCCAAAAGAACGAAGCCACUGCCGCUGGCUUGGAAGACAUCGCUGCAAGUCUUAGGAAGCGCGAAUUAGAAGACAGCGAGGAAGAAAAACAGGCCCGACAGGAAGAAGAGGACAUGACCAUCGUGCUGGAAAGACUCAACCUGGCAGCUGUCAACAAUCGAGUCUUCUCCAUCAGUGACGAAACGCAAGAACUGCUACAGAAAUUCAAUCUGAUCUUCAAAGAUCUGGUCAACGGGGUGCCGACCGCGUACGACGACUUGGAGAAGUUGCUGACGAACGGUGACCGGCAAUUACAGAAGACCUUCAAUUCACUGCCCGCCUUUUUGCAGAAGCUGAUCGAGAGACUUCCUGAGACCAUGACUAAGGGUUUCGCGCCCGAGAUGAUGGCGGCUGCGGCCGAGAGGGCUCAAAAGAGCGGGGUCAACAUGGAAAACGCAGGCAAGGCGGCUGCAGCGGCGAAGAAGAUGGGAUUCAAGACACCGUCGUUGAAAGAAUUGGUGGGCAAGCCCACCGCCAUCACAGCCGCGCUCAGGUCAAUCAUGAACUAUCUCCGGGCGCGGUUCCCGGCUUUCAUGGGUAUGAACGUGCUGUGGUCGCUGGCUUUGUUUGUGCUACUGUUUGUCUUCUGGUAUUGUCAUAAACGGGGGCGAGAGGCCAGACUGGAAAAAGAACGCCAGCUGACAGAAGAGGAGGUGCAAAAGCUGGACGUUGACUACAAGGCAGACCAUCCGGACGAAUAUCCGACGACGACUGCCGAGAAAGGGGCCUCGAUGCAGGAUGUGCAGGCUGGUAUGGAGGAGGUUCAGGCCGCAAAGAAAGCGGUCGAGGUGGCAGACCAGCCUGUGGAAGUGGAGCCCAAGGUGGUUCCUCCAACGACAGCAACGCCCUGAUGAAGCUGAUGGAUCGGGCUUGGAUCGGGCUGAUCAGGGAGAGGAUGCAUGCGUGACGACCUACCGAAUUACGACAGAUGAUGAAAGCGAUGGGAGCGUGUGGGGAACGUUUGGUAUUUUUUCUUCUCUUUCCUCUAUCCUUACUAGCACCCUGAAUUCUGACCUUCGUUUCAACUUGCCGGGCUAGCGCUUUGUGCGUUGAGGGAUGGGAGGGCUGGAUGGGCCUGGGAUGAUUCGGGAGGGGGUGUUUUUGCCUGAUGCUUGAGGGACGACAGGGACCGCCACCGCAAUGACACUCUUUGUAGCGACUUCGCAGCAAUGACUCGGACGUUGUCAGUGUGGUUAUGUAGGUAUGUAGGUCGACACCGAAUGAUGUACCUGCUUGUAAGCUCCCCACAAAUUGGGUUUUAU